AUGGAGCAAGCAAGGUAUUGGAUGUGGGGGAAGAGAAAAAGUGAUUUGAGUUCACAUGAUUUUGCAUCAUAUGGAGAUUCUUGGGAAGAAAAAGCCUUUGCAGAAGAUGCGGCUAGAGCUCUUGGAGGGUGUACAUGGCCUCCAAGAUCUUAUUCUUGCAGUUUCUGUAGAAGAGAGUUCAGGUCGGCUCAAGCCCUAGGGGGUCAUAUGAAUGUUCACAGGAGGGAUAGAGCCAGAUUGAAGCAGUCCUCAAUUCCACAAGAUGAAGAUCUUCCUCAUAAUAAUGUUGCUCUUCAAUUUCCAUCUCAAAUAUGUACCUUUCUGUACAACCCUAGUUCUGAUUUUUCUGAUCCUGAAGUCUUAGCUUCGCCUUCUUCACAUAUUAGGGUUUCAGCUCCACCUAGGAAGGCGAAUUCUGAUGAAGAGAUACCCGUCCUUCGUUUCUUUUCUAAAAGACUAGAAGACUAUCAGAAGCAUAUCGUUUCGUCCACUCCUGCAUCCUGGCCUAGCUUAAUAGCAGAGAAGGGUACUCAUGUUUUGGAUUUGUACAAUGAAGAGAGAAAAUCUAACACUUUGGAGCCAAAUAUUCCGGUUAAAGAUUGUGCAACAGAUGAUUUGGCUGUUUAUCGAACUCAAAUGAACGAAUCCAGUAGUGAUGAGGAAGUUGCAGGUUGCAAGAGAAGGAGAAUCGAUUUGAGGCCGUUAACGUUUUUACAAAAAUCAAGUCCUGUUGAGAGAUGUCAUCCCCAAUUGGAAGUUCUUGAAGUGCGUUCUAGCACUAUAGAGGAAUUGGAUCUCGAACUUAGGCUUGGCGAUGCACCAAAGGUGAAGUAA
This is a messenger RNA of Fraxinus pennsylvanica, 834 nucleotides long. The record is from the annotation of a GenBank genome assembly. NCBI's taxonomy places the organism in Eukaryota, Viridiplantae, Streptophyta, Magnoliopsida, Lamiales, Oleaceae.